Molecule: messenger RNA, 363 nt
Organism: Parnassius mnemosyne (clouded apollo)
Lineage: Eukaryota; Metazoa; Arthropoda; Insecta; Lepidoptera; Papilionidae
Source: the annotation of a GenBank genome assembly
AUGGCUGACGAAGAAAUUAAUGGAGACACUGAUGAUAUUCAGCAUGACAAAGAUAAAACACAGAAAAAGACUGCUAAACAUGAUAGUGGUGUAGCUGAUUUGGAAAAAGUAACAGAUUAUGCAGAAGAAAAAGAAAUAUCUUCUCAGGAUAUAUCUGGAGCCCUCUCACUGAUUGGUGACAGAAGGAAUAAAGAAGCUGCCGAAAGGUUGGAGAAAGAAAUAGAACUGCAGAAGGUGUCAGUUAGAAAAGAUGAUAUUGAACUAAUUGUGAAAGAGAUGGAGAUAUCCAGAACCAUAGCAGAAAGGACACUCCGUGAACACAGAGGUGAUGUGGUGGCGGCUCUAACUACACUUACUAACUAA